AUGUUGUGUCGUUUUGGAUUUCCUCGGCCUGUUGCUCGACGGACAUUCAUUUGUGAACCAUUAAAAGCUGAGAAUGAUGAUGAUAAACAAAAAUUUAAAAGAAUGAAAGAAAUUCUUACUGAAAUGAAUGCAACGAUGAAUAAAUUAGAAAAAGAAAAAAUUUUGUCAUGGUCGGAUUUUGAUAAUCUUCUAGCAAAGUAUAAUUGGACCUAUGAGGAUUACGAAUGUGCUCUUCGUGUUGUUCAUACUAGAACGACCAUGAUUCAUAAAAGAGAACCUAAUGCACGAUGGGUUAAUCAAUAUAAUGAAGAAAUAUUGAAAGCAUGGAAUGCUAAUAUGGAUAUUCAAUUCGUACUUGAUCCAUAUGCUUGUGCAAAAUAUCUUAUGUCAUAUACAACAAAACCAGAACGGGAAAUGAGUUUAUUACUAGAAGCAACUCAUAAAGAAUGUCGUGAUGGAAAUAUGUCCGUUCGAGAAGAAAUGAAAAAAUUAACAGGUACAUUUUUUAAUCAUCGACAAGUUAGUGUACAGGAGGCUAUUUACCGUGCAACUAAAAUGCCACUAACAUAUUCAAGUCGAGGUUUUGUUUUUGUACCAGCACAUUCAAAUAGUUGUAAAUUUUUAAAAUCACAAAAUAUAUUAAAAGAAUUGGAUCCAGAUGACGAAAAUAUAUAUAUGUCUAACUUAGCUGACAAAUAUUUUGAUAGACCAGAAGAACCGGAAUUCGAUAUUUGUAUGGCAGAUUUUGCUUCUGAAUAUGAAAUCAUAUCGAUUAAUAAAAACAUUAAAAAUCCAAAAACUCCAAUUAAACGAUUACAAACAUUAAAUUUUGCUAUUAAGAAACGUUGUAAUCGUAAUGCUAUUAUACGUUAUCCAUAUUUUAAUCGAGAAACAGAUAGAGAAAAUUAUUUUGAAAAUCUUCUUUCUCUCUAUUUACCGAUAAGAAGUCGAAAUGAAUUGAAAAAACCUUAUGAAUUGUUUUAUGAAAUAGGUGAAAUAUUUGAUGCUCGACAACAAUGUAUAAGAAAAGUAAAAGAAGUUGUCUAUGAAAAUCGAAAAAAAUAUGAAGCUCAUUGGAAAGAAACAGAUGAAGCGGAAUCAUUAUUUAAUCAAUUAUCCGUAGAUAUGAAAGACAACGAAUGGGCUGAAAUUGUUGCUAAUAAAGAAAAGGAUAAUACAUGGUCAGGAGAUAUUGAACGAGAAGAUAAUCCCGAUUUUAAUAUUAUUCAUAAAAGAAAAAAUAAAAAUACGUUCAUUGACUUGAAGCAAACUUGUGCUACUACAAAUGAAAUAAGACCCUUCUUAGAAUCGAUGAACUAUGAACAACAAGAAGUAUUUUAUUAUGUUCGAGAAUGGUGUACAAAACGCUUACAUAAUCCUGAUGUCGAACCUCUUCGUUUGUUUAUUACGGGAGGAGCAGGCACAGGUAAAAGUCAUCUUUUGAAAUGUCUUCAUUACGAAGCAACAAAGAUUUUUUCUCGAAAAAAACACUUAGAACCUGAUGAAAAUAUUGAUGAAAUUCAUACAUUGAUCACAGCUUUCACAGGUGCAGCAGCUGUCAAUGUUGGUGGAGUAACUAUUCAUAGUGCAUUCGGUAUUGGAACUCAAAAUAAUAGUUUAAGUGAUAAUUUAUCUUGCGAUAAAUUAAAUAGUUAUCGUUGUAAGUUAGGUACACUUAAAUUAUUAUUUGUUGAUGAGGUUUCUCUUAUACAAGCCGGUUUAUGGGGUGCUAUGCAUUCUCGUCUUACUCAAAUCAUGGGUAUACAUUCGAAUACAGCUAUUUUUGGUAAUGUUGGUAUAGUUGCUAUAGGUGAUUUUUAUCAAUGUUCACCAGUAGCAGCUUCAAGUAUUUAUUCUUCUUUACUUUGGUCUGAUCAUUUUGAAUAUGUUGAACUUAAAAUCAAUGAAAGACAAAAAACAAACAUUUUUUUCUCACAAAUGCUUAAUCGUAUUCGAAAAAUUAAAAAAAAAGAAGAUAUGAGUAAAGAAGAUCGUGAUGUGCUUGAAAAAUGUCAUCAACGUUAUUUGAAUAAAGAAUAUCAUCCAGAAGCAUUGCAUCUUUUUGCUAGAAAUGCUCAGGUUGAUGCACAUAACGAAGAAAUGAUUGAGAAAAUUUGCACGAAUAUUCGUAUAUUCUAUGAAGUUAAUAAUAAUGAUAAAGAAAUAAAAACGAACGAAAAAACAGAAAGAAAAAAAAAUAGUAAGCCAUUACGACUUGCUAAAAAUGCUCGUGUGAUGAUGACGAAAAAUAUUUGUGUAAAUGAUGGAUUAGCAAAUGGUGUCACAGGUGAUAUUGUAGAAUUUGUAGAAAAUAAUAAUAAAGAUGUUUCUCAUAUAAUAAUUAAAUGUGAUUCAUCUAAAGUUGGACGUCUUCAUAGAGUUAGUUGUCCACAUUGUCAUGGGCGAGAUACAAUAUGUGUGAUGCGAGAAAGUAACACUAUUGAUCGACUAGAAUAUGAUUCACAAUCAAAAAAAGGUACAAAACAAUUUCCUUUACGUCUUAGCUGGGCAAUGACUAUACACAAAGCUCAAGGAAUUACUGUUGAUCAAGUUGUUAUUAGUACGAAAGAUUUUUUUGGAAGUGGAAUGGGAUAUACAGCAUUAUCACGUGUUCGAUUAAAAUGUAAUUUUAAAGCAUUUUCUAGUUACCAUUUAUUACAUCAAGCAGAUUUGAUUUGUCUCGUAGAAACAUGGUUGAAAGAUGAUACUCGAUUGGAUCAUCUUCAAAUUAAUGGUUAUAAUCUUGUUCAUAAAACACGAGCAUGUUCAUUUGUAUCAAACCAUUUACUUCAUUCACAAAAAGGUGGUGGUGUUGCAAUAUAUUUUCGAGAAACUAUUCCUAUAAAAAAAAUUGAUUCAUAUGCACAUGAAAAUCUUGAAUGUAUUACUUUUGAAAUUGAAAAAAGUAACAUAGUUAUCAUCGUAUGUUAUCGAUCACCACAGCAAAAUAAAAAAGAAUUUGUUGUAAAUUUAAUUGAACAUUUAAAACAAUUUAAUAUUGACAAAAAUAUUCUUCUUAUUGGAGAUUUUAAUGAAGAUAGUCUUGAAAAUAAAUCAAAACCUAUUGAAACAAAAUUAGAAAAUUUAGGUUUUGUAAAUAUGUUUAAAGAUAUGCCUACCACGAAUAGUUUAACAAGUCUUGAUUGUAUUUAUUCUAAUUUUAUACUAAAUAAAGUUCAAUAUCGAGAUGUGACAGGAAUAUUUUAUAGCUUUCAUGAUGCAUUAAUUUGUUCCAUUGAUAUAGAAAAUAAAAAAAAAGAAUCAAACAAAGAGAUUGAAUUCAAUAAUGAUGAACAGAUGGAUACAGAUACCUGUUUACCUACUUCAUUAUCAUUCCUGGAAAUUUCUAAAGAAACAAAUAAAAGAAAAAAAAAUACAACAGUAAAAUCAAAUCACAUAUUUAAAAAAAUAAAAGUUUUAACAACUGUCAAUACCUAUAAUAAUCUUUUAAAAGAAAAACAAAGAUUAUUUCUUCGUAAUUAUA
Molecule: messenger RNA, 3484 nt
Organism: Rotaria sp. Silwood1
Lineage: Eukaryota; Metazoa; Rotifera; Eurotatoria; Philodinida; Philodinidae
Source: the annotation of a GenBank genome assembly